Coregonus sp. 'balchen' is the source of this 3097-nucleotide messenger RNA. The record is from the annotation of a GenBank genome assembly. Lineage: Eukaryota; Metazoa; Chordata; Actinopteri; Salmoniformes; Salmonidae.
AUGCUCCAAGGACCCACAACAAGAACCAUGCACCAUUACUUUAUCUCUGAGAUGUUACCUGUUGCGAUGAUCACUGCCAUUGCCACGUUAGUAAGCAUGGCUACUGCAAGACCAUCACUAAAUUAUUUGGAAAACCGCUUUUCCAUCGAGAACGAGUCUGAAGAAGUGCGUUCUGCAGCUAUCAAGAGGCUGCUGGAGGUGUUCGGGAUGGAGGAUGCUCCUCUCCUCCGGGGCGACAAGCAGCCGCCUCAGUACAUGGUCGACCUGUACAACACCGUCGCAGAUGUGGACGGCGUUACCAAGGAUCCCUACAUUCUGGAGGGGAAUACAGUUCGCAGCUUCUUCGACAAACGUAAUAUUUUGAUAUUUUAACCUCGACCCUGUCGAUAGAUCAGUUAUAUUAGGUUAGGCCUAUACCUGUAUCUCUAUUGCACCUGCCAGUCCUAUGAUUCACCUUAUGCAAUAUUUACAAAUAAUUCGUAUAUUACGCACGUAUUAGGCUCACAUUAUAAGUCUAUCAUGGCACUUUUGCUUUUUACAAUACGUAUUAUCCUUCCCGCACACAGUGCACAGUGAACAAAUUGAGUUCCUGUUCAACUUGUCUAUGGUGGCCAGGAGUGAGAAGGUUUUAACCGCGGAGCUUCAUCUCUUCAAGCUGCGGCCUCAGGCUUCGGCGACAUUCAACAGAUAUCACUUUUGUCAGGUAUAAACUCAAUGUGACCCAUUUAUAUAUGCAUGUAGGCAGACAUGCAGAGAGACUCAACUGUCCUUUAACUCCUCAAAAGUAAGCUAAGCAAAGCUAAUGGUGAAUCCAUUCAUUCCCCACAGGUCAGUGUCUACCAGAUUCUUGAUAGCAGGAAAAUGAACAUUACUCAGGGGAAGAAGCUGCUGUCUUCCAGACUGAUCCCUGUCCACUCCACUGGCUGGGAAGUGUUCACCAUUACACAAGCUGUAAGUAUCUCAUUCAUCCAUCCAUCCACCCACCCGUCCACUAUCCAUCCAUCCAUCCAUCCAUCCAUCCACCCCUAACCCAACAUAACUCUCUCCCUAUAAAGGUGCGUUCCUGGAUGGCUGUUGAGGGCAGUAACCUGGGUCUGCUGGUGGCAGUGCAGACCCUGGGAGGAAGCCAGAUGGAUCAGAAGGUGGUGCGUUUUGCUUCAGGCCGUAAACACCAUGAGAGCAAGCAGCCCAUGCUGGUGCUGUUCACUGACGAUGGCCGCCGUGCUGCCGCUCUGGAGAAUACAGUCAAAGGUAGCCUACCACACUAUCACCUUAUUAUUAAUGUGUUAUUACUGUAUCACUACCACACUAUCACCUUAUUAUUAAUGUGUUAUUACUGUAUCACUACCACACUAUCACCUUAUUAUUAAUGUGUUAUUACUGUAUCACUACCACACUAUCACCUUAUUAUUAAUGUGUUAUUACUGUAUCACUACCACACUAUCUCCUUAUUAUUAAUGUGUUAUUACUGUAUCACUACCACACUAUCACCUUAUUAUUAAUGUGUUAUUACUGUAUCACUACCACACUAUCACCUUAUUAUUAAUGUGUUAUUACUGUAUCACUACCACACUAUCACAUUAAUAUUAAUGUGUUAUUACUGUAUCACUACCACACUAUCACAUUAAUAUUAAUGUGUUAUUACUGUAUCACUACCACACUAUCACCUUAUUAUUAAUGUGUUAUUACUGUAUCACUACCACACUAUCACCUUAUUAUUAAUGUGUUAUUACUGUAUCACUACCACACUAUCACAUUAUUAUUAAUGUGUUAUUACUGUAUCACUACCACACUAUCACCUUAUUAUUAAUGUGUUAUUACUGUAUCACUACCACACUAUCACAUUAAUAUUAAUGUGUUAUUACUGUAUCACUACCACACUAUCACAUUAAUAUUAAUGUGUUAUUACUGUAUCACUACCACACUAUCACCUUAUUAUUAAUGUGUUAUUACUGUUUCACUACCACACUAUCACAUUAUUAUUAAUGUGUUAUUACUGUAUCACUACCACACUAUCACAUUAAUAUUAAUGUGUUAUUACUGUAUCACUACCACACUAUCACAUUAAUAUUAAUGUGUUAUUACUGUAUCACUACCACACUAUCACCUUAUUAUUAAUGUGUUAUUACUGUAUCACAACCACACUAUCACGUUAUUAUUCAUUUGUUAUUACUGUAUCACAACCACACUAUCACGUUAUUAUUCAUUUGUUAUUACUGUAUUACAACCACACUAUCACGUUAUUAUUCAUUUGUUAUUACUGUAUUACAACCACACUAUCAUGUUAUUAUUCAUUUGUUAUUACUGUAUUACAACCACACUAUCACGUUAUUAUUCAUUUGUUAUUACUGUAUUACAACCACACUAUCACCUUAUUAUUAAUGUGUUAUUACUGUAUUACAACCACACUAUCACGUUAUUAUUCAUUUGUUAUUACUGUAUUACUACCACACUAUCACGUUAUUAUUCAUUUGUUAUUACUGUAUUACUGGUGUAUUAAUAGAACAUGAUUAUCUCUGUCAUAAUACUUCAUCUUUUAUUUGUACGUUUAUCAGCAGUACUACUGAAUUUUUACUGUUGAACCUAAUAUCAAUAGUAAAUCAUCUUAAUUGAGCGUGUAUUCAGUUCAAUUAGAACCACAUUUCCCUAACCAACUCUACCUUUUCUCUAUCCAGAUCCCAAUGAGACCCCAGCCGCCCCCAGCCUGCCUUCCCUCCCCAACGCUCCAGGCCUCCACCGCAGUGCCCGCUCCCUGGACUACGACGAGGACGGAGAGAAGAUGACGUGCCAGCGCCUGCCUCUCUACGUGGACUUUGAGGAGAUCGGCUGGUCCGGGUGGAUCGUGUCGCCCCGGGGGUACAACGCCUACCACUGUAAGGGCUCCUGUCCCUUUCCCCUGGGCCAGAACAUGAGACCCACUAACCACGCCACCGUCCAGUCCAUCAUCAACGCUCUGAAGCUGACUAAAGGCAUUGAGACGCCAUGCUGCGUGCCAGACAAGCUCUUCUCCAUCAACCUGCUGUAUUUUGAUGAUGAUGAGAACGUGGUGCUGAAGCAGUAUGAUAACAUGGUGGCAGGAAGCUGCGGCUGUCACUGA